Patella vulgata (common limpet) is the source of this 1655-nucleotide messenger RNA. RefSeq names its product adhesion G protein-coupled receptor L4. Lineage: Eukaryota; Metazoa; Mollusca; Gastropoda; Patellidae. Gene Ontology annotation, biological process: adenylate cyclase-activating G protein-coupled receptor signaling pathway; cell surface receptor signaling pathway. The transcript is spliced from 7 exons. Gene Ontology annotation, molecular function: G protein-coupled receptor activity. The record is from RefSeq and is a predicted model, not a curated record. The coding region runs from base 162 to 1097 and encodes 311 amino acids. Gene Ontology annotation, cellular component: membrane.
CUUAUUUAUCAUGUGGAUAUAUUAUUGGUAUGGCAUAUACCGAAAUGAGUGAACUGCUAUAAAUCCUGGGUUUUCUUUUAUCAUGAGGUAUAUGGUCAGUAUUCUAUCAAAUUGUUGGUAUGGGUUAUUAAGAUAUAUUAGAAGUCACCUUUUAAGCUAACAUGGACGACAUAACACAUUCUAACAACGUAACAAGGACGGCUUACAACUUUUCAAGUCUGUGUGUUGGUAGUGAUGAUUGUCCAGGCGAUAGAUCAGAUGGUACAAUAACCGUUAUACCUGGCACUGUUGUUGUCAUUGUUGCUAUGGUGAUAGAACUUUUUGUAAUAUUAACUAUUACUUUUAUUAGAAAAUUGCGAGAAGGCCGACCACAACGACAACUUUCCAAAUUUGUUCAAGUGCUUCAUUGUUGCAGUCAUAUUUCAUCAUUGUUCGUCUUUUUAUUGGGAUUUUAUAUUGACGGUUCUAAUAAUUAUAUAUUAUGUGCUGCAAUAGCCGUUAUAUUACAUUACUUUGUAUUGAUGACCUUUGUAUGGGGUGUUAUAGAAAUGGUCACAAGUUACCUAUUAUAUAUUAUAUUUCAUGGAUUAGAUUUUAAUGGAUUACGAUGGAAAUUCCUUCUCAUUGGCUCAGUGUUACCUGUGAUACCUGUUAUAGCCCUGAUAUCAUUUCAAUUAAACAGUUACAAUACAAUUAGAGAUAUAUGCUGGAUCAGACCAAACUAUAUUUAUUAUUUUUUGUUCAUACCAGCGGGUGUAGCAUUUACACUCUCUUUCAUCGGUUUCACUAUCAUCUUCGUUAUCACCAUUAGAAUGCCAUCCAUGACAGCUCCAGCGCGUGCCACCAGAAAACGAAUUUUAAAGAGAAUAACUUUUCUACUUGUGGCUCUGAUUUUUAAUGGUUUGAGCUGGAGUUUUGGAUAUCUGGUAUCAUCUGAAGAUAGUGUAUUGUUUUACUACUUGAUGAGUGUAUCAACUCUUCUAUACGGACUGGUUAUGUUAAAGAGAUCCCUCGAUCCUAAAUCUAGAAUAAUUUGGAGAAAUAUGUUAAAGCCACCUCCUCAGACAACUACCUGGGUCUAUCGAGAAAUAUGUUAAAGCCAGUUCCUCAAACAACUACCCGGGUCUAGCAAGAAAGAAGUCAAAUCCAGCUCCACAGACAACUACCCGGGUCUAACAAGAGAGAUGUUAAAGCCAUGGAGUUCCUAAAACAGCUACCCGGGUCUAGAUAGAAUGAAGUCAAACCCUUCUUCUCAAACAACUACUUAUGUCUAGCGAGAGAGUUAUUUAAGCCUGUUCCUCAAACAACUACUCAGGUCUAGCGAGAAAACAGAAUUUUAUAAUCGAUGCCAAAAUGAUUGACCACCAUUGUGUGUAUCAUUGAUAUUUUCUAUUUAAACUUGAAGAAUGUGACGUUGCUUUGAACUUUAUAUUUUACUGGAAAUGAAGUAAACACUGCCCCUCUAUACUCCAUGCCAAAACGCUUUAACACCAUUUUUUUAUUUCGAAAUCGAAGAACCCAAUGAACUUUGUAUUCCAGGCCUACCGGAAGGGAAGUAUAUAGUCCCUUUAAUUUCAUCAGCUUUAUAACCAAAGCGUAAAUGAAUCUCGUUUAUAAUUAUUUUUGUAAAUUAAACAAAAUGGUUUUCUGUCUAA